AUGUUGGAAAAAUUUAAAUUGUUCAAUGCCAAAGAUAAAGAAUCUAAAAUAGGUACGGGAAAUUCUAAAAGAACUUCUAGUUCAAGCGGAUUCAGUUCGGCUAAAUCUGAACAUUCGGAUUCGUCUACGAGUCUCUGUAGCGAUGCCAAACAAAUAGGUUUAAUUAACGAAAAAACUGAUAUCGUUCAAUUAAAUCAUCAAAUCCCUCACGUAGAUCAAUCGAAUAUAGUCAAAUACAAAGGUACUACUCGUACUAAAAUAGCCAAAACAAAUUGUGACAAAAAACAAAAUUCGCCGAAGUUGAAAAGAAUGAUAGAAGCGGAAGUGAAAAAUCCCAAACAAAUGACGAAAAACGAUAAGGUUCGCGGUAUAGCAGACGGAGAAAGGAAAAUUGUGAAUUGCAUCGACGAAACUUCGUCGCAACAACAACAACAAACAAAAUUAAACAUAAUGGAAUCGGAAAAAGAACAAAAACCAAAACAAAAUUCUUACAACAAAAUGGAAGGGUAUCAAGACAAUCCGAUAAAAACGUCAAAUUCUACGGGAAUUCCAAAACCCAUGGCAGCCGUCAAAGGCACGACCAAAACUAUGACGAAUCCAACGGAAAUGAAUACGUUAAAGGGAAAAUCAUCGUCCGUUGCAAGGAUUCCGCCGGGUGGGGAAAGCGAAAAACAAAAAAGAGACGAUGUUUGCGUUGCGAUGGUGUCACCCAUGAGAACCUCGACCGUCAACGAUGAGGAUAAAGAAAACGACGAUGAGAAAAGGAUCAUCGUCGUCGAAUCGGAUAAAAAAUUAAAAGAUGUCGAAGAAGAAGAAGUUAUGAACGUUAAACCCAUGUCACCUCUCAUGAACGGUGGAUACCGUUUGGGUAAUCACGCGACCCUUCAUUUCACACAUCCCGGAUGCCUGAACAACGUUCAAUCAUCAAAAAACAUUUACUAUUCACAAAUGUCAACAAAUCCAAACAUUGUCAAUUUAGAGAGCAUAGACUUGGCCAUGAAUGGCGGCAUGGACAUGUUAAAAACAAUGAACAAAGCAAAUCUUAUACAAGAUUCAAAUUCCGGUUAUGUUUCCGACACGGGAUAUUCGAAAAGGAAACAACAACAACAACAACAAAAUGGAAAAUGGUUUGAAACUUUUGAAAAUUUGUCGUCGGUUGUUCGUGAUUUAAACUCACGUUUGUUUAAUUUUCAUAACAAAAACUUUUCGCCCAACUUUUAA
Messenger RNA from Pediculus humanus corporis (human body louse), 1221 nucleotides. RefSeq lists its product as uncharacterized. The transcript has 4 exons. Lineage: Eukaryota; Metazoa; Arthropoda; Insecta; Psocodea; Pediculidae. The record is from RefSeq and is a predicted model, not a curated record. The coding region runs from base 1 to 1221 and encodes 406 amino acids.